AUGUGGAAACCAAAUAUUGGUGCCAAAAAAACUACUGCUUCAAAGUCGGGCUUAACUGAUAAAGAAAAGGAAUCAAUUCUAGUUGAGCAGUCCGAUAAAAACAUAGGUGGAAAAAAACAUGAAGGGAAUAUGCAAAAAGUAACAGAGCCACAAGAAGCAAAUAAAGACGGGACUGAAGUUGUUGAAUUUACAGAUUCUCCAAAUGAAAUUCCGAAGGAUCACUCAAAUACAUAUUGCAAAGAUAGAAUUAAGGCUACAAAUGAUGAAGGUCAGGAUAGGACAGAGGAUGAAGAUAAUCUAAAGCAACCAACUCAUCGCAACAACAUUGAUGGGGAGCUACCAAUUGAAGAUGAUCUAAAUCAGCACAACCAACAAAAACAAAAUGUUGUUUUUGAACCGGUGAUAACAAAUACCUUUAAGGUUUUGCAUGCGGAUUUGAUUGAGGAGAAUGUCGAUGAGUCUAUGCGUAAAGAAGAUGAUUCAGAAGAUGGCUUACUAGUAGUUGGAAUGGCAGGCACUCUGAAACACGUAGAUGCGAAAAAACAACUCAUGAUAGAAAUUACAGGAAAUUUUGAAAAAAUCCUGGCUCAAGUUGCAAAGGGUGAGGAACCGGAAUUUAUCUCUGCACAUUAA
Molecule: messenger RNA, 633 nt
Organism: Oldenlandia corymbosa var. corymbosa
Lineage: Eukaryota; Viridiplantae; Streptophyta; Magnoliopsida; Gentianales; Rubiaceae
Source: the annotation of a GenBank genome assembly